Anisakis simplex (herring worm) is the source of this 351-nucleotide messenger RNA. The record is from the annotation of a GenBank genome assembly. Lineage: Eukaryota; Metazoa; Nematoda; Chromadorea; Rhabditida; Anisakidae.
AUGAGAUCAACUCCUCCGCCAUCAGAAACUCGUCACUUUGUGGAAAUGGAUUCUGGAUUCCACCGAACCAUGCGCAAAAGCAAAGUGAAUAAAGCUGCUCGAGAGAGAGUUGAACGUCGAAAAACGAUGGCAAAACUACAGAAGAUGGUACCAACGGCUAAAGCGAACGAUUCACCGUUGGAAUUACUUAUACAUGUAAUGGAGUAUAUUAGUGCACUACAGCGUCAACUAGAAGAAGAUGAUAUGGAAUCAGAGAAUCGAGCUCCUCCGGCUGAUGUCUCUGAAUUGAGCCAAAUUUUCGCGAAUUUCUCAACAAGUUUCAAUCUGAUGUCGCAGAAGCAACACGCUUGA